Plodia interpunctella (Indianmeal moth) is the source of this 3199-nucleotide messenger RNA. RefSeq lists its product as uncharacterized. The record is from RefSeq and is a predicted model, not a curated record. The coding region runs from base 117 to 2942 and encodes 941 amino acids. The transcript is spliced from 14 exons. Lineage: Eukaryota; Metazoa; Arthropoda; Insecta; Lepidoptera; Pyralidae.
UAAAAAUAUCUAAGUUUUCUGCUUCCGGCAUAUAAAAUUAUGGCGGGUUUUUAAGAAUAACCAGUACCUACUACCCACACAAAUAAUGAAAAUUUAGUGGAAAAUAAAUUAUUACAAUGUUCAGUUUAGUAAAUACUCGAUUCAGCAAGACGUAUAACCCCAGUGGACGACAAAAUGCGCUUUCAGAUAUAAAACGAUUGCUGACCUCUCGAGACACGGUUGCUCAAAAUAAAGCCUGUGGCUAUCUAAUAGAAGUAAUUAGUCGAAAUUCUAUUGAAAAAGUUUGUAUGAUAGAGUAUUUGCUAGAUAAUGACAUCACAGUAUUUCUUUGCGAAGCCACAGCCAACCUAGAUUUUUCACUUUUUCGGUCAAUCUUGUUAUGUUUCCGCUUGCUGUGGCGCAAGCGGCGCUUCUUCGCGGAGGAGCACGCGAGCCACGCCGGCGCGGCCGUGCUGAGAGCCCUGGCGCACUACGUUGCCACCAAUUCUAACACUGCCGUCGAUGCCUGUCUGCAUUUCCUCUGUGACUUGCUUAAUGGGAUCAACGCCCACAAAACAACACCCGCCCUUUCCAGCCAAAGCGCUUACAGCGCUGAACAACUCCUGGCUUGCUUGGACAGCCUCGCUUCUCGAAUCAACAGCAACCCGAACGGCAUUCUAUCAAGCGCUUUAGUACUGCACGCGUUAGUUUCUUAUCAACCAGAUAACUUAGCUCUCCGGGCUAGCACAGCGAGUUGCUUGGUAGAGGUCUUAGAUAAAUGGAUCCCGUUGAUGAUGGAAGCCUUGAAUCAUGCUAUGUUGGUUGGGAGCGAAGGCUUUGGGAUGUUCUUCGUGGUGACCUGUCAGCUGGGGAUGGAUGUGUUUAGGCUGACUAAAUUCCUCCGUAUCGAGAACAAAGGCGACUUCAUACAAACCAUCUUAGCCGACGACAGGGAAGCAGCUGUUCUGGAUCAAUGCGCUCAGAGAAUGAAAAACUCCAUACAAGCUCUCAUAUCUGAGCUCGUCACUUUUACAAAGGAAAAUCAAAAUCAGAUCUCCACUGUAGAAUACAUAGUGUUCCUCAAAUUCCUUCUAACGUAUUUCUAUGAUAGCACCAAAGGCGAACAGCUGACUAAUUUCUGCGACAUGAUGUAUGCCAAAGGUUACCUGACCAUGCUGCCACAGGUUCAGAUAGUGAGGCGUGACAUGAUAGUGCGCAAAGUGAGCACUCUGAUAUUAGGAGAGAUGUUGAAACUACUGGCUAACAAGUACCUCAGUGUCGAUGAUGUGGAUCACAAUGGGAGCCAUGAUAGAGUUAUUCAUACAGGGUUGGCGGAGCUGCAGAACGGCAUGGAACACCCGCAAGCCAUCGGCUGCCAGCUGCAGAAGUCGCAGCCCUACAGCCUGCUCAUUUACAUCUACUUCUACUGCCAGUCAUCGGAGAAUCCAGAAGAAGCAACGGCCCCGCUCUUGCCAUACUUAGUGGAGCACAUACUGCGCACUCCGCUGUCUGUGACGCCCCCCGCUUAUAUCGUAAAAGCUUUGUGGCUUGUAUUUGCUAUGUCAGCAAUAUCCAAUGGCUCCAUCAACUCCCUAGACCAGGGUGUAUACCUGGAGAAAGCAACCCAUCGCUUAGUAAAUAUGUUGUAUCCAGACCCUUCAAUGUUCUACACUCACAACCCAGCCAUACUGUUGUGGGCGUUCUCUUCUCAAAGGAUCCCGAACUACGUUAGACUUCAAGUGCUAUCCCAGUGGCUAAAACUGGAAGAUUGCCUGCCUACAGAGCUGUCAAGCGAGCCUGUAGUCUGGGAACUACUGUUAAACGUCCUAAUACAAUGCAAGGACAGCACUAUAGUAGCGAACUGCUUGAAGGCGUUGUUCGUCUGUCUGGAAGACGGUGAUGAUGUGGGCAGGCAGGAGUUUGCUUGUUCCGUAUGGGCCAUGCUGCCUGAGGUCCUGUCUAAAGCCAUCAUUUAUGAAGAAUCAGCUUUCGAAAUAAACAUCUACUACUUGCUAGAGCUAGCUACCUCCUUAGUCCCUCCUGAGUUAGAUCAAAUUAUAUGCCUGAAGAUAGCAAUCCUCAUCACUAUAAUAUUCUCCAAGAGUUCGCCGGAGGUUGGUGAGGAAGCCAGGAUACGGCACGAGUACGUCUGCUUGAAACUCAGUUUGUACCUGCUGGGGCUGUCCUAUAACCAGAACGAUAAUAGAGUUCUCCUAACUUACAUCAACCGGGCCGGAUACCUGCCCAGCGUGCUGGCAGCCACCAACAGCUCCGAUGACAAGGUUUCAUGUGCUGCUCUCCAGCUGCUAUCCUAUGUCGUCCAUUAUUACGCUAAGAACAACUAUCAGCCAAAAUCGGUCCUGGAGAUUCAAACGCAUCUGAUAAUAAAGGCUCUUAGAAGAGACAGUUCGAACGAGCGCGGAGCGUCGCUGCUUCAGCUGGUGUAUAUGGUGCUGAGCUCUGGUGCAAAUACACCGAUGGUUCUGACUUGUAACGUAGAGCUGCAAACCUCUUCGGCGCAGCAAUGUAACGCACUGAGAGCUCUCAUGUUUAGGAUACAGAUGAUUCUGUGUUGUAGGGAAUGUGAAACCCAAUCGUCGGCCGGUUGGAAAACCCUCAGCUCCCUAUUCAAACAUGCGAUAGUUUUCAAAAACGACCCAAAACUGGUGGCCACACUCACCUCCCAGCCAUGGACACACAUUCUCAUACAAUUUCAAUUGACACAGAACAUUUUCGAGGAGUUCCUUACAUUUAUGCAGAACUGGUUAACAUUACUGAAGAUCACUAUAAGGAAAAGUCAAGAAAAUUCUAAAAGGUUCAUGAGUAAACAUAGCUUGGUGGUGAAGACUAUGCAAUUGGUAAGGAAAAGUGUCCCUGUAGAAGGGGAAAUGAUGGAAUCUAAGCAAAAAGUUACAGCCAUUGUUAAGGAAAUAUUAGAAGAAAAUGGCGUGAGAUUUAAUUGAACUCAUUACAAUAACAACAACUUCAUUUUGAGAAUUUCGUAUUUUCGUAAUCAUCUUUACUUUAAUUAAAGCAUUUGGAAGUUCCUUCAAGAUUGCCUCGACAUUAUCCAAUCAUUUGCUUAAUUUAUUUUCGAUAAUUAUCUUAACAUUUUCGGAAAUAAUUAUUUAUGUAAAUAAAUAGUAAUAACAACAUUGCAACUGGUACAAAUUGAUUACAAAAUGUCUCCUUCGCAAUACAUUCCCUAUAAAAGUUUUAA